UAUAUCAUUUGUGUUUAUUUUUAAAAAAUCCUUGUUCAUCAAUAUAUAUAUAUAUAUAUGUAUAUGUAAGAAGAUCAGCUACAAAAUACAGACUGAAUCACACCAUUGAUGAAAUAACUAUUAAAUAAAUACUUUUUCAAAUGGUGUCAAUCCGUUUGCUGAACUUCCCUGAAUUAACAUAUACAUAUGUACCAGCAGUUGUUCUGAAAAAGAAAUUAGAAGUCUGAAGAAAAUACUUGCAGUGAUAUCUGUGGCAUAAAACCUAAACUGCUAACGGGAAAGGUGUUGUAGCUAGAGUCCUCUGGUGACAAAUACCAGAGUUACAGAUCCAAACUUGCUUUGCGUAUUCGACUUAAGUUUAUCUUUUAGGACAUCAUUUGCCGCCAAAACCAGCAAGAUGAUUAUACCAAUUAAAAGAGACGGCGAACUUGAAGAAUGGGCAAUCGUUGAAUUACAAGGCGAUUUAAAAUUCGAUUCUGCAAAUACUACAAAUAAAUAUAUCGCAGAUCUUCACUUUACAAAUUCUGGUACACCAAUAUUAAUAAUUGGUAUUCACGUAUUACACGGAAAAGAAGUUGCGCUUCCAAAACCAUUUGCUGUUUUAGAAAAAAAAGCUAAUGGAACCAGUAUAGAGACAGAUGAAUCUGAAGUAAAAACUGAGUAUAUUGUAAAGGCCAUUGUGAAAAAGAAAUUAAUUUUUAGAUCAAGACCAAAACCUAUUAUAACUAAUGUUCCAAAACGUAUUUAAAUCUGAUUCAAGUAUAGCAUCAACAAAACAAAUCUUAACAAAUUUAGAAAAGCAUUGUACUUUUAUUUCAUUGUCAUCUUAACUUAAGAAUAAAAUAUGUUAACUUAAAUUGAA
Messenger RNA from Megalopta genalis, 862 nucleotides. RefSeq names its product chromosome transmission fidelity protein 8 homolog. Gene Ontology annotation, biological process: mitotic sister chromatid cohesion. NCBI's taxonomy places the organism in Eukaryota, Metazoa, Arthropoda, Insecta, Hymenoptera, Halictidae. Gene Ontology annotation, cellular component: Ctf18 RFC-like complex. The record is from RefSeq and is a predicted model, not a curated record.